Messenger RNA from Momordica charantia (bitter melon), 2431 nucleotides. RefSeq names its product vacuolar protein sorting 45 (gene VPS45). Lineage: Eukaryota; Viridiplantae; Streptophyta; Magnoliopsida; Cucurbitales; Cucurbitaceae. Gene Ontology annotation, biological process: vesicle-mediated transport. The record is from RefSeq and is a predicted model, not a curated record.
GGUUAUUACUUUUCAAACAGAGCGGAAGAGUGAAUGAAACGGUGCGUCUCGACGAUCAUCGUGACUAAUCGGCAACUUCCCCACUGACCGUCGAAUUCGCUUUCUUCCAUCGUCGGUCGUCGCAGAUCUGAGUCCCCCCUCUCUCUGCGUUUGCAAUUCUACUCUCUCACCACCAGAUUCACCAACUUUGGCGUCGGGAUCAAUCAGGACAGUCGAUUUCAAGGACUGCACGGUAAAAAUGGUGCUGAUAUCGGUCGUUCGGGAUUAUGUUAACAAGAUGUUGCAGGACAUCUCCGGCAUGAAGGUUCUCAUCCUCGAUUCUCAGACGGUUAGUGUUGUUAGUGUGGUGUACUCACAGUCGGAACUUCUUCAAAAAGAAGUAUUUUUGGUCGAAUUGGUUGAUACCAUUUCUAAGUCCAGAGAAUCCAUGUAUCAUCUUAAAGCAGUUUGCUUUCUCAGGCCCACACCAGAGAAUAUACAGCUUCUGCGUCGCCAGCUGGCUAAUCCUAGAUUUGGGGAGUAUCACCUCUUUUUCUCCAACAUUUUGAAGGAAACUCAGAUACAUUUACUAGCUGAUUCAGAUGAGCAGGAUGUUGUUCAGCAAGUUGUGGAGUUUUACGGGGACUUUGUUGCCAUUGAUCCUUAUCAUUUCACCUUAAAUAUGUCAUCAAACCAUGUAUACAUGAUCCCAGCAGUUGUGGAUCCUCCAAGUUUGCAACAUUUCUGUGACCGAACUGUAGAUGGCAUUGCAGCACUUUUUUUGGCCUUAAAACAAAGACCUGUUAUUCGAUUUCAGAGGACUUCUGAUGUUGCCAAGAGGAUAGCACAAGAAGCAUCAAAACUUAUGUAUCAGCAAGAAAGUGGUUUGUUUGAUUUUCGAAGAAUGGAAGUUUCCCCUCUGUUGCUGGUAAUUGAUAGGAGGGAUGACCCUUUGACUCCCCUGCUGAAUCAAUGGACCUAUCAGGCAAUGGUUCAUGAAUUGCUAGGUAUUCAAGACAACAAAGUGGACUUGAAAAGCAUUGGGAAGUUUUCAAAGGAUCAACAGGAGGUCGUGCUAUCGUCAGAGCAAGAUUCGUUUUAUAAAGCUAACAUGUAUGAUAAUUUUGGAGAUAUUGGGAUGAAUAUCAAGAAGUUGGUGGAUGAUUUCCAGCAAAUUGCCAAAAGUAACCAGAACAUACAGACAAUAGAAGACAUGGCCAAAUUUGUUGAUAAUUAUCCAGAGUACAGAAAAAUGCAUGGUAAUGUUUCAAAACAUGUGACGUUGGUAACAGAAAUGAGUAAAAUAGUUGAGGAGCGAAAGCUUAUGAUAGUUUCACAGACAGAACAGGAAUUGGCUUGCAAUGGUGGGCAAGUGGCUGCUUUUGAGGCUGUUACAAAUCUUUUAAACGAUGAGAGUAUUUCUGAUAUAGACCGUCUGCGCCUAGUAAUGUUGUAUGCCUUACGAUAUGAGAAGGAGAGCCCCGUCCAACUGAUGCAGCUUUUCAAUAAAUUGGCUUCUUGUUCUGCCAAAUAUAAAACAGGGCUUGUUCAGUUUCUUUUAAAACAAGCUGGUAUUGAUAAGCGAACAGGCGAUCUUUAUGGGAAUCGAGAUCUUUUGAAUAUUGCUCGUAACAUGGCCCGUGGAUUAAAGGGGGUUGAGAAUGUGUACACUCAGCAUCAACCUCUUGUGGUCCAAACCAUGGAAAGUAUAACUAAGGGAAGAUUGAGAGAUGUAGACUACCCGUUUGUGGGGAAUCACUUUCAGCAAGGAAGGCCACAAGAAGUUAUCAUUUUUAUUGUAGGUGGGACAACAUAUGAGGAGUCGCGUGCUGUUGCUUUACAAAACGCAGCUACUUCUGGCACACGUUUUAUACUGGGUGGUUCUGUGGUUCUAAAUUCUAAGAGGUUUUUGAAGGACUUGGAAGAAGCUCAGCGGAUAUCUCGUUCGACCGCAACUGUGAUAUGAAUGAAGCUCAACAGCCACCCUGCAAAGUAACAACUUUCCUUUAUGGGAGAUUUCCAUUUGGUUGCAGCCAGCCACCACAUGAUUUGCAGAGAAUAGAAGGAAGAGCGGGUUACAGGAACGUAGUUUGCUAAUAGAACCCCGAGAGCCGCCUGGCCUCAGUCUCAUCGAUGUCGUUAUUUGUUACCAAUCUGCACAAGUGGUAGCAAGUCAGUUAAGUUUGUAGCUCAAAUGUCCCAUCUGUCGCAUACAUAUAGAUAAAGCUGUCAUUCUUUUUGUAUAUUUGGAAACAUGAAACUGAAACUCAUGCCAGAUGUAGUACUACUUCUCCUUAAGAGUUUUGCAGUAUAAGAAAAGCCAAUGUACUCUUCCACACCACACCCCAGACCAGUUGGUAAAAAUAAUUGAUAUGUUUAGCAUUUAGACAUGUAGAUUAUGGAAUGUUAGCUAAUACAUUUUUGUUACUCAUAAUCCGAGUUGUAUUAUUUC